Molecule: messenger RNA, 219 nt
Organism: Funneliformis mosseae
Lineage: Eukaryota; Fungi; Glomeromycota; Glomeromycetes; Glomerales; Glomeraceae
Source: the annotation of a GenBank genome assembly
AUGGCAAUCACUGGUCAUCAAUUUGUUGGUGAUUACUAUGCAUAUGCCAAACCUAAUAAUAAUCACAAAAGAGAAGCUCUUUCUGGAAUUGUUAACCGACUUAAUGGACUUCCUUUAUUACCAUACCCAAAUACUACAAAUGUAAAUGAAUCUGACUUUUCUCAAUUUACUUCAACAUCUGAAAGUGAUUCCGAUUUUGACGUAGAAAAUGAAUUUUAG